Molecule: messenger RNA, 2207 nt
Organism: Coregonus sp. 'balchen'
Lineage: Eukaryota; Metazoa; Chordata; Actinopteri; Salmoniformes; Salmonidae
Source: the annotation of a GenBank genome assembly
GGCCACCUGCCAUUUGCUGUAGUGGGCAGUACAGAGGAGGUGAUUGUGGGAAACAAAAUGGUGAAGGCUUGCCAGUACCCCUGGGGCAUAGUGCAAGGUGAGAGAGAGCGGGAGAGAGAGAGAGAGUGUGUGUGUUAGGGACCCUCUGUUUGGGGGAGAAGGAGAAGAUGGUACAAAUCAACUGUGCUGACUGUGUUCCAGUGGAGAAUGAGAGUCACAGUGACAUUGUGAAGCUGCGUGAGAUGCUGAUCUGUGUGAACAUGGAGGAUCUGAGGGAGCAGACUCACACACGUCACUAUGAACUGUACUGCCGCUGCAAGCUAGAGGAGAUGGGCUUCAGAGACACAGACCCUGUUGACUCUGACACUAGUGAAAUUGAAGUGUGUAUGACCUUUGAAAUGUGUCUUUGUGUGCGCAGCCUGCAGCUGACAUACGAGGCAAAGUUUCUUGGGGAACUUAAGUGGCGAGAGGAGAUGAGACAGCUGUUUGUCCAGAGAGUCAAAGAGAAGGAGGCUGAACUUAAAGACGCUGAGAGAGUGGUACAUGUCACGUGUGCCCUUGCACACACCUAACACACCACACACACAAAUACACAGAUAUUAUCAUGAUAUUAUGAUAAACAUUUUUAUUUUAUCUGAAGGCAUCCAUUGUGUUAAGUCUCUAACCUUUUUGCUGCUGUGUGGUGUGUGUGUGUGUGUGUGUGUAGCUGCAGGGAAGGUUUGAGCAGCUGAAGCGGUUGCAUGCGGAGGAGAGGGGUGCGUUGGAAGAGAAGAGGAGGACCAUAGUUCCUUUAGUAAGAGACAGGUUUGGUGGUAGUGGGUGUGGCCAAUGGCACGUUUUAGAGGAGGAGCUUGGCCAACUUUGCUGUUUUAAAGCAACAUUUCUGCAAUUCUACACAUUUUGCCAUGGGGCUGAGAGAAAUUGCAGUUUCAAAGCUAAUUUCCUGCAAUUCUACUUAUUUUGCCAUGGGGCUAAGGGACAAAUUGUCGUUUUAAAGCUAAUUUACUGCAAUUCACACACACUUAUGUUGUGUUAUGCUAUCUGAGUGACUCAAACAUAACAAAAUCAAUGGGGGCCCCAUGCCAUGACAUUUUUGGAAUUGUAGAUUGUCCCUGACUGUCUAGUUUUUAUUUUUGUGAUUGUUAGUUCUCAAAUAUGAUAUUUUUAAAACAUAUAUAUCUUGCUAAUAGCUGCUGCUAUUAUAACCUAGUUUGUGUUGUUUAAAGCUGCAAUAUGUAACUUUUUGGGGGACUCGACCAAAUUCACAUAGAAAUGUGUGUUAUAGAUCUGUCAUUCGCAUUGAAAGCAGGUCUAAGAAGCGUUAGAUCUGUUCUAUGUGCACUAUUUCUAUGUGUCCCGUUCUUAAGUUUAGUUUAGGAAUCUUUUACAUUCGGGUUUUGUACACCAGCUGAAAAUACAAUAUUUUUGGAUAUGGAAAAUAUAUUUCACAGCGGUUUAGAUGGUACAAUGAUUCUCUACAAUAUACUUGCUUGUUUUGUCACAAACUGAAAAUAGGCAAACUAUUAGAAUUUUAGCAACCAGGAAAUGGCGGAUCGAUUUCUGCAUAGUACGCAGAAUCAUCUGGAUAUGUGUGCAACAAAAGUUCAACAUUCACCUUCUGCUACCAUUUCUGUUAAGCCGUCUACGCAUACAGUUUGACGCAUAUGUUCGAUAAAUUCAACAUAUGCACCACACAGAACGCACUGCAACUGCCUCUGCAACGCAAUGCUGCAAGGCAAACGCAGCGUUCCAUUGGAAAUUAAUGUACUUCUGGUGUACCAAAAUGCAACGAAACCGUACACUGAACGGUUUACCACCCCGGUGCGCCGCUGUUAAAUGCAUAUAGGGAAACAUUGCUUUAUGAUGUCCAGUGCCAAAAGUCUGAAUGUUUGCAUUUCUCUGUUAUUUUAUACCUCCUUUCAGUGGCAUUUUGUUUUAUAUCCUCCAUUUUACAUCUCUAUUUUAUAUCUCCCACUCUGUUAACCUCUGUCACUAUAGGACACCAGCAGCCUCCUUGUUUUACCAAGGAAUUCCCUUAUUUUUACCUGCCUCACAAUCCACUGACACUGUUUCACUCCCACAACCAGUAAUCAGUAAAAAUGGAUUCAUUGGGUUGUAAUUUAUUUCCUAAUUGGAUGUGAGUUAUCUGUUAAUUUACAUUCGUUAUGUAUAUUAAUUGUCCUUCUUAGGGAGAGUUUAACCAAUGA